AUGCUACCACCCAACAUCAUUUUGAAAACUCCGCUCAUAGAGAUCCCAAGUGGAGAACUCAGGAAAACUAAGGAGAUUCCUAAUUACGCCGGUGGCUUUGGUGACAUCUGGGAAUGCAUCUGGUCCACCCCUUCUAGUAAUUCCCCUGUCAUAGUCGCAAUCAAGGUAGUGAGGGUCACUGACACCAGUCAAACGGUACCGUUGGAAAAGGCCGCAUGGAAUAUGCGACGUGAGGCCCAUGUCUGGGCCAACUUAAAAGACGACCAUGUCCUCUCGCUUCAUGGAAUUACGAAUGAUUUUGGAGUCUUGCCAGCUUUUGUUUCGUCGUGGAUGACAAAAGGGUCUCUCGAAAGUUACCUGAAAGAACCAAUCUCGCUUUCGACAUCCCAGAAGCUGGAUAUGUCACAUCAGAUAGCAUCUGGUCUCAAGUAUCUGCAUGAAUGUGGCAUUGUUCAUGGCGAUUUGACACCGGCCAACGUACUCAUCAAUAGCGACGACAAACUUUGCCUCGCAGACUUCGGUCUCUCGAUGAUCCUCGUAGAAUCUGGAAAUCCCACAUUCAACUCCUGCCACGCGGGUAACGUGCGUUGGAUGGCCCCCGAAAUGGUUGAGGAGCAGGCAAAGCCAACAAUGCCCGCAGACAUAUAUUCUUACGGUUGCAUCAUGCUUCAGCUACUUUGUGGUGAACAACCGUAUAUCUGGAAAAUACAGGCGAUUCACGUGAUGGCGGCCAUAGUGAGAGGAGGAAAGCCGUUCAAAUUUGACCAGCUCACCGGUAUUGAUCAAGGCCAGAAGCAGUAUUGGCUGGAAUGUCUGUCCACCGAUUCCGGUGCUCGACCUAAAGUUCAGGAAAUCAUAGCGUUCAUAGAAGCCGAGCGGCAGAAACUUUGA
Messenger RNA from Suillus bovinus, 891 nucleotides. RefSeq names its product kinase-like domain-containing protein. Gene Ontology annotation, biological process: protein phosphorylation. The transcript has 7 exons. The record is from RefSeq and is a predicted model, not a curated record. Gene Ontology annotation, molecular function: protein kinase activity; ATP binding. The coding region runs from base 1 to 891 and encodes 296 amino acids. Lineage: Eukaryota; Fungi; Basidiomycota; Agaricomycetes; Boletales; Suillaceae.